Molecule: messenger RNA, 1939 nt
Organism: Euleptes europaea (tarantolino)
Lineage: Eukaryota; Metazoa; Chordata; Lepidosauria; Squamata; Sphaerodactylidae
Gene: MGAT4C
Product: MGAT4 family member C
Exons: 5
Coding region: 473-1876 (467 amino acids)
Biological process (GO): protein N-linked glycosylation
Molecular function (GO): acetylglucosaminyltransferase activity
Source: RefSeq, a predicted model, not a curated record
UUUCAGACUGCAGAUGAGAGACUCAGGAGCAGAGACAAUUUUAACUUAGCCAUCCCUAAUUUAUCUCAAGCUUUUUCCAUUUAUCUUCACUGCUGUAUGCACACUGGAACACCAGAUUGUCAUCCCCUGGGAAACAGAACACAGCCUGGGAUCUCGGGAGAUGUCACAGCCUGAGAAAUAUUCAAAUGGUGCUGAUUUUCUUCUGGUGUACUGAGCAGAAGGAAUGAAACUCUCCAUCAAGUCCCUGCUUUGCAGGCAAUAGAUCAGAGGAUAUUGUCACUUUCCUAAUGGAUUAUUGUUAUCGGGCAGGUUCUUCCUGAAGAUGUUGGUUAGGAAAACAACAGCAGCUGGGAAUCCUCCAUGCAACAUAAUGAAGUUGCAGCACUACCACCAUGGUUGAAAUCUCUGCAAAAGCAAAAAAGAGGUGUAUGUCUUUCUCGAUGUCAGAUUCACAGUGAAAUAUUUGGACAAAAUGAGAUGCUUACGAAAGCGAUCCGCUGUAUCGUUCCUAGGAGUGCUUGUCGUUUGCUUGUUGUUCAUGAACUUAUACAUUGAAGAUAGUUAUGUCUUGGAGGGAAACAAGCAGUUAAUCAGAGAAACGGCCACACAUCAGUUAAACUCAGAGCGAUAUGUUCACACUUUUAAAGAUCUGUCCAAUUUCUCAGGAUCAAUAAAUGUUUCCUAUCGCUAUCUGGCUGGCACACCUUUGUUCAGAAAAAGGUAUCUUACCAUCGGACUAUCCUCUGUUAAAAGGAAAAAGGGGAAUUAUUUGCUUGAGACAAUCAAGUCCAUAUUUGAGCAGUCAAGUUAUGAGGAGCUGAAAGAAAUUGCAGUAGUGGUGCACCUAGCAGAAUUUGACUCAUCUUGGUGUGAUGGGAUGGUUCAAGAUAUUUCGCAGAAAUUUGCCCAUCACAUAAUUGCUGGCAGAUUAAUGGUGAUUCACACUCCUGAAGAAUACUAUCCAGUAUUGGAUGGCCUUAAGAGAAAUUACAAUGACCCAGAAGAUCGGGUGAGGUUCCGUUCCAAGCAAAAUGUAGAUUAUGCUUUCUUGCUUAACUUCUGUGCUAAUCUUUCUGAUUAUUACAUGAUGUUAGAAGAUGACGUUCGAUGUGCCAAAAACUUCCUGACUGUAGUCAAGAAAGUCAUAACUUCACGAGAAGGAACCUACUGGGUGACAUUAGAAUUUUCCAAGUUGGGGUACAUUGGGAAACUGUAUCAUUCCCAUGACCUCCCCCGCCUGGCCCAUUUCUUGCUAAUGUUCUACCAGGAAAUGCCUUGUGAUUGGCUGCUGAUACAUUUCCGAGGGCUACUGGCUCAAAAGGAUGUGAUACGUUUCAAGCCUUCUCUCUUCCAGCACAUGGGAUAUUAUUCAUCUUACAAAGGAGCAGAGAAUAAAUUAAAAGAUGAUGACUUUGAAGAGGAUUCAUUUGACAUCCCUGAUAACCCACCUGCCAACCUGCACACUAACAUGAAUGUCUUUGAAAAUUAUGAAGCAAGCAAGGCUUACAGUAGUGUUGAUGAAUACUUCUGGGGAAAGGCACCCUCAACUGGAGAUUUCUAUGUAAUUGUCUUUGAAAAGCCAAUUAAAAUCAAUAGAAUUAAAGUUGUCACUGGAACAGAAGACCGACAAAAUGAUAUCUUGCAUCAUGGAGCUCUAGAAGUUGGGGAAAAAAUUGUUGGGGGCAAAAAGGGGAGACAAUGUACCACUUACUUACGACUAGGGGAGUUUAAAAAUGGAAAUGUGGAAAUUACAGAAGUAGAGCACAAGGUUCUUUUUGAUAUUAACUGUAUGAGAAUACUCAUUACCAAAAGCCAAAAGGAAUGGUUGAUCAUUAGGAGCAUUAGCAUAUGGACUUCACAGCCACCAAGUCAAUAAAGUCACUCUACCGCAGACACUUAUUAGGGACUAAGGACCAUAACUUGGAUUCUGAAGGGAAGG